Messenger RNA from Oppiella nova, 1101 nucleotides. Lineage: Eukaryota; Metazoa; Arthropoda; Arachnida; Sarcoptiformes; Oppiidae. The record is from the annotation of a GenBank genome assembly.
AUUUAUAAUAUACUUAUAAUAUAAAUAUACGUAAUAUUAUUAACGUUAAAAUGUUGUCAAUUAAUAUUUUAAUAAUCUUAGGUUCAGCAUGUUUGGCUAUAUAUUUAUAUUUGACUCGAAAUUACAAAUACUGGACGUCGCGAGGAAUCAAUGGCCCAAAACCCGUCAUAUUUAUGGGGACAGUAUAUCAACAGUUCUUCGCCUCACUCCCAGAGCUUGUCGUAUCAAACAGCAGAAAAUAUGGCAAAAUUCACGGUUGUGAUCAUAGUCUACUUGCAAUUCAUGGGUACAAUGCCUAUACUGGUGGUGGCGGAGCCGGAGCUCAUCAAAGAUAUCACAACCAAAGACUUCCAUAAGUUCUCCGACCGACACGACUUCCUAACGGGUGAUCCCAUGAACGACAGCCCAACGUUUUCGAGUGGGAAAAUGCGUUCAAUGCAUACCAUUAUCAUUGAUUGCGUGAAGAGAUUGGAGACGAUUAUGGCUGAGAAGACGGCCGACGGGUUGAGUGAAUUGGAGGUGAAGAGACUGAUGGGAAACCUGACGAUGGAUGUGAUCGCUUCGUGCGCUUUCGGCACCAAAAUAGACACAUAUAAUGAGCAGAAAAGAAGUGAAUUUGUGGUAAACGCCGAGAAAGUGAUCAGACCCAACUGGAGGGUCUUCAUAUUUUUCAUGCUCAUGAAGACAUUCCCCAAAAUCCUUGAGUGGACUCAAUUCAAGUCCACUAAUGUCGUUGUCGACAGGUUUUUCAGAUCAGCGAUUCAUUCAAUGGUAUCGAGCCGUAAAUCACAGCCUAAUCGACACAACGAUUACUUGCAACUUAUGAUUAAUGCAUUCAAUAAAAAGUUUGAUAAUAGCGAGGAAAAGGAUAUUGUCGGCGAAAAUGAGCGCAUUUACGGACAAAGGGAUGAAAGUGAAGACUUUCUGCUAAAUAAACAGAAGAUAGAGCUCACGGAAGACGACAUUUUGGCCAAUUCUGUCCUCUUCUUUGUGGCCGGUUUUGAGACGACGGCAUCCCUCCUCUCAUUCCUAACCUAUUCGUUGGCUCUGAACGAAGACUGUCAGCAAAAACUAUUUGACGAAAUUACAGACUUUGGCGGA